CUGCGCAGAGCCCGCGGCCACGUCGCUUUUGCGGCACCGAAGACCACGCGUGUCCGCCAUGGCUUCCGCGGACUCCCGGCGGGUAGGGGACGGCGGCGGUGCCGGGGGCGCCUUCCAGCCCUACCUAGACUCCCUGCGGCAGGUGCUAUGGCAGCUCAUUCGGAGCAGGAGGAGCAGUCAGAGGGCUGUUCUCCUGGUCGGCCUCUGUGACUCUGGGAAAACGUUGCUGUUUGUCCGGUUGCUAACCGGCCUGUACAGAGACACCCAGACUUCUAUUACUGACAGCUCCGCCACAUACAAAGUGAACAGUAACAGGGGCAGUAGCCUGACCUUGAUUGACCUUCCUGGCCACGAGAGUUUGAGGCUUCAGUUUUUAGAACGGUUUAAGGCUUCAGCCAGGGCUGUUGUGUUUGUUGUGGACAGUGCAUCCUUCCAGCGAGAGGUGAAGGAUGUGGCUGAGUUUCUCUAUCAAGUCCUGGUUGACAGCAUGGGUCUGAAGAACGCACCGUCACUCGUCAUAGCCUGCAAUAAGCAAGAUAUUGCAAUGGCAAAAUCAGCGAAGUUAAUUCAGCAACAGCUUGAGAAAGAACUCAACACCUUACGAGUCACCCGUUCUGCUGCUCCCAGCACACUGGACAGUUCCAGCACCGCCCCGAUGCAGCUGGGAAAGAAAGGCAAAGAAUUCGAAUUCUCACAGCUGCCGCUCAGAGUGGAGUUCCUGGAGUGCAGUGCCAAAGGUGGCCGGGGGGACGCAGGCUCCGCCGACAUCCAGGACCUGGAGAGAUGGCUGGCUAAGAUCGCCUGAGGACGGCUCCAGAGCCCGGAGUGCAUGCGCGUGUGCGUGCACCUGUGUGUAACUGACAGUUCGGGGAAAGAGGCUGUGGUAGUCUGGAGCUCAUAAAGAAAGGGAGGGUACAAAGCGUGGUUUAGAAAUAUUUCCUCAUUCUAGAAACAAAUCACUGUUGAAACCAGCUUGGGUUUUAUUUUUGUUCUUAAUUUUCCCCGUAUGGCUCCCUUUCAGAUGAGUUCCUCUUGACUCUAGACUCAUACCUUCCCCUUUGUAAGUGUGUGAGACCCUCCCAGUGAACGCCUGCCGUAGGGCCACGGUCUCCGACACCGAGUGGACUCCAGGGAGACGUGGUGUUACGAGAUAUGGCUUUCACCUGGAAAGGCUUUACCUUUUGCUUCUGUGCUUUGGCCCUUUUUUUCUUGGAAACAAAUCUGCCUAUUUAUGAAACCAGUUGAUUCCUAGCCCUGUGUGACUUCUCAGGUUUGUAGGUACAGUACCGUGUCGCUUCCCCACAGGUGGCGGCAGGUCCAAGCCGCAAGGUGGAGCUCACACCCUACGUGGUUACUCACACUCAGCCUCGGCACCUACGAUUCGGAAGCCUGCCGUGAACUCGUGGAGUGGUUCCCAAGGGAACUGGGAAUGGAACUAUGAAUGUCAAAUCCCCAAAUGCCGAGGGUCCUAGAGUGUGCAAGUGUCACUGUGGAGCGUGUGCAGUUUUGACAUUGUCCCGCCUCUCCAGGUGUCCCAGGGCUCCUGGGCUACCUCCGUGUGCUGCUCUAUCAGUCCCCGUUCUGUCCCCUAACUAGAAUGUUGUGUAACAAAUACAAACAAAGUCCCCUAGAUUUAUUUCUGUUAAAAAGAAUGUUGCAUUUUCAGUGAGGUUCUUUGCUGCCCUAAACACAGCUUUUUUGUUGCUUUAAUAAAGGAUUAAUGCAUUUCUUGGUGAAGCAAACAACUGGCUCAAAGCAAUUAAGUUGUGUGGUGAGUACAGACGGGGAGGCACGUUAGGGUUCACACAGAAGAAUGCACGGAUGCAUGGUAUUUUAUUGAUGGCAAGAUAGUCGAGUUAUUUGACAGUAUUAAAUAUUUCUUACUUCAA
Molecule: messenger RNA, 1889 nt
Organism: Tupaia belangeri chinensis (Chinese tree shrew)
Lineage: Eukaryota; Metazoa; Chordata; Mammalia; Scandentia; Tupaiidae
Gene: SRPRB
Product: SRP receptor subunit beta
Biological process (GO): intracellular protein transport; Golgi to plasma membrane protein transport; protein localization to Golgi apparatus
Cellular component (GO): Golgi apparatus
Molecular function (GO): GTPase activity; GTP binding
Source: RefSeq, a predicted model, not a curated record